AUGAGCAAGCCAAAAACAGCAGUUCCAAGUCUCUCUCCAAGUAAGGAGAUGAUGGAAUUGAAAUCAUUAAAGUGCCAGCGAACUGUUGCGAAAAAUAGUGUAGUGCGCAUAAAAAUGGGUCUCCUCGAAAAAACAAUGUCGUUAGAUCCAAUUGAAUUGGAGUGUCGACUGGACAUUUUGAACUCUCAUAGCGAUAAGCUUAUGAAGUGUCAUUCGAAAAUUGAAGAAAUCGACGAGGAAGACAUAGCGCGUGGGGAGUUAGAGGACCUAAUAGUGGAAACUAAGUCCGUUAUAAAAUCUAUUCUGGCGAGAAAUAAAUCGUCAAUAGCCGAAACAUCUUUUGUUGCAUCUCACAGCUCGCGACUACCGGAAAUGUCGCUAUCUAAAUUUAAAGGGGAAUAUUCAGAAUUUAAAAAUUUUAUGAGUUUGUUCGAAAGUUUAGUGCACAACGAUCCUAUAAUCCCAGACAUUGAGAAAUUUAAUCACUUGAUUAACUGUCUGUCUCGUGAAGCUUUGGGAGCGGUAAAGGCCCUCCAAAUGUCGGACGAAAAUUAUUCGAAGGCGUUUAUGACAAUAAAAGUUUAUGACAAUAAAUGCUAA
This is a messenger RNA of Anastrepha obliqua, 600 nucleotides long. RefSeq lists its product as uncharacterized. Bases 1 to 600 code for a protein of 199 amino acids. Lineage: Eukaryota; Metazoa; Arthropoda; Insecta; Diptera; Tephritidae. The record is from RefSeq and is a predicted model, not a curated record. The transcript has a single exon.